UUUUGGCGCCCUGUAUGCUAAUCAAUAGCAAUUGUCCGUUUGGGGUAAAAAAACUAAACAUGUUUUAGUGAUGGGUGGAGUCCCAGGGAUUGCUCCACCACCAAUUAAAGUUAUUUCCUAAUAAAACUGGAAUACCCCUUUAAUUUUCAAUUUCAAAUGUUAAAGCAAUGUUCCAGUUCUAGCACAGUACGCUGAGGACUGGCAGUGACAACCAGGGCAACACAUUCACAAAAAUCACUAAGGACACAACACGCAUGCGCAAAGAGCACUGACUGACACGCAGCUACUAAAGCGCAUGCGCUUGGUUACAGUAUCGUCUCAUAGGCCCACUCUAUUGGUAAUACAUAGAUCAAAGAACGCUGACGGGAGUACAAAGUGGGCGUGGCUUGUUCCCUGUUGCCCAGCAGCUGUUAGAAAGCCCCGCCCCUUUCCCCCUCUUCUGCGGAGCUCCAUGCUUCCCGCUGCAGGGCUCCGUAUUGGCGGCUGGUUUGAAGAGCGGAAGUGACGGUUCUCGAAGAGGAAAACAACCGUUCAGUGGAUGUUAUGUCCGGACCGGAGCGCAGAGCGGGUGACCGGCAGCCUCAAGCAGGAAUUGUCAGCCACAGCCGCGCAGUUGAACACGUCGGCGGAAGGUUUACAUAUCCAGAUGAUUCGGCAGUACCAGCAGCGCCUGAUGGAGCAGAACAGGGUUCACCAGCAAUCAGUGGCUGAAGCACAAAAACGUUUGCAGGAAUACCAGUUACUACUGAAGGAUCGGUAUCCUCACUUAUCCACCUCCAACAUGGGAAGCCCAGAAAAGGUCAGGAAAACAUGAGGAGCCUUCAAGGGCCACAACCAGAUUUAUCUGAAAAUAACAUCCCGAGAACGGUCCUGUCAUCUCCUCCUCAUCACAACGCACCGGUAUCCUCACCAGGUCAUCCUCCAUCUACAGAAAAGCAGAUAUCGGACCAGAGGUGUAGGAAAGACCCAGCAGAUGAGUCCUAGAAGUGGCCCAGAUCCUUCAUCUGCAAGCGGUUUCCAUGCUGUGGUCUCUUCUAAACUUAGAACUGACAGUCCUGCGAGUGUGGACUUCUUUAACCAUUACUCCCUUAGAGGAAGAAGUCCACAAGGACGAUCAUCUCACAGUCCACAUGACGACCACCUUAGAGCUCAAGAUACUGUAAUAGGUUUAGAAAAACUUUCCUCCCCCUCCAGUCCAGGAGAACAUGACUCCUCCUCCGGGACUUCAUACUUCCUCCUCCCUUCAGCACUUUUUUUAGGUCUGCCCCAGGAUGACUUUUCUGAACAAGUCGUGUCUGUCACCGUUCCCGAAGUCGGCAAAAGAGACAGUCUACUCCUAGGAGACUUCUCCAGUGUUCAGGAAUUCCGGGAGAGACUUGUCUUCUGCUGCAGAGAUCAGUAACCAGCAAGACCACCUGAAGGAAAUGCAAGCGCAGCUUGACAAGCAGCGAGAAUCUCUUCUCUCCAAGCAGAAAAGUCAGGAGCAACAUCUCCUGCACAAGCAGAAGGAACUGGAGGAGCAGAUACAAAGGCGCCAGGAGUCCCUGGAGGAGUUGCUUGGCCCAACUGAGAUCCUUCAUUUACUUCAGUUUUGUAUAAAAGUCUCCAUGACAGUCUCACCAGGAACACAUUCCCUAAACCACUUUCAAUGGAGGAAGGAGCUUCUGGCCCAGGGUCGACCGGACAAGGACGGAGCCCAAAUUCAGCCGGCGAUUCUUUGUCCACUACAACUAUAUCAUCCGGCAGCUUCCUGACCAGCGAGAAGACCGACUCCAGUCCUGGAAACUCUGCUCCUGAAGUUGCUUUUGAUGUUACAGCUUCUGAUAACCACCUCUCGUAUACAUUUCACUCUCUGGAUCCAAAACAUGACUUCGAUAUCUCCAUUUCAUCCUGCGCCCGAUCAGAUGCCACCGGGAGCCCACAGAACAUGCAGGAUCGGAGUCAGAGCUCCAGUAACACCAGAGGAAGCCCUGCAGUAACGCACAGCACGCCGGCUCUGAGCUCAUCUGUCGGCUUAUUCCACUCACUGAACAUCAGGAGAAGUUCACCUAGGAGGCAGAACGAAGCAGAUUUUUCUGGAUCUUUCCUCCCAUUACACCCAGAGUGCACCCAUAAUGAGCCAAAUCUGCGCCGCCGUGGAGAUUCUGGUCAGGAACAGGACCAGGAAACUCCUUUCCAGCAUGGCGUCUUGCAGCGUCUCAUGAUGCCAGUCACAGACCUUUCACUAGUCGGCACUUCUCUACCAUCCUGACAAGUGCAGACGACUGAGUUAUUCUGAACUGUCCGAUCAUCUAAUCUCAGACAUCUUGGAGAGGAAUAGUGCUGGAUGUGAACACAGAUCAUAAUGUCCCUCAAGAUCCCGAGGAAGGCGAUAAUCAAGUUCCUUCACAGCCAUCAGAUCAGACCCCAAGAUCUGAGAACAUGAGCCUCACAUCUCACUCAAGAUCCUCUCUUCAGUCCUUGUCUAGAUCGACUAUUGGGCUGGUUCUUUGCUGAGUUUUAUUCAUACUUGGGUGUGUAAAUUACCAAAUUCAUUUUUUAUUUAUUUUAUCCACAUUUUGUUUCCUUUUAUUUUUAAAGGUGUUUUCUGGGACUCAGCAGGUGUCCCAGAAACCCACCUUAUUUACUGAU
Messenger RNA from Bufo gargarizans (Asiatic toad), 2631 nucleotides. RefSeq lists its product as uncharacterized. The record is from RefSeq and is a predicted model, not a curated record. The coding region runs from base 1649 to 2251 and encodes 200 amino acids. Lineage: Eukaryota; Metazoa; Chordata; Amphibia; Anura; Bufonidae. The transcript has 8 exons.